UCCAGCCAUUAUGAGACUAACUCAAUUCACAGGCCACGCGCAUUUCAGUGGUUUGAGAGUCCAACAUACAACAACAAAGGAAACGCCAUGGAAUUGAAUACAUUUUUCUUCAAUCCAAAGGAGGGAGUAGACAAUCCAGCCAUGGUCAUUUCUGAAGAUGCAGUGAAGAUUAGUGGCCCCUUGCCCCGGGUGUGUGUGCUGAAAAGAGAGGAGGGAGAGCAUUUCGGCUUUCAUCUGCGCUUGGAGCAGGGACGUCCAGGUCAUGUGAUCAGGCAGGUGGAAUUAUUUGGGGUGGCCGAGAAGAGUGGACUGAGAGAUGGGGAUCGUCUCCUGGAGGUCAAUGAACAGUUUGUGGAUGACGUUGAACAUAUGGAGGUUGCCCGUAGGGUCUAUAUGAGUGGGCCUCAGUUGUGCCUCCUGUUGCUGAGAAGUGAAGAAUAUGAGCAGGCUGUGACUCAGGGCUGGAACCUGAAGGAACUGUGCAAAGCUCAGCGUGGUGAGGAGUGGACGCCUCCUCGUCUCUGCCAUGUCAUCAGAAACCCUACAAGCGGCCUAGGCUUUAGUAUCCAUCCCGUGGAGGGUGAAAAAGGGAAGUUCUCUAUAAGUCUAAUAACGGGAGGCCCUGCUGAGAAGGCAGGACUGAGAAAAGGAGACAGGCUGGUUUGGAUCAAUGGCGCCAUGGCUUGUGAACUCACGCAUUCUGCUAUUAACAAGAUGGUGAAAAAAUGCAAUGAUCACAUGACUGUGCUGGUGAUAGACAGCAAGAGUGAGAAAAGCUACAUCCGUAGGAAGAUGCCCAUUCUACCCGCUAUGGCUGAUGCCCAGAGCAUGCCAUACAAACCCAAAAGAGUACAUCUGGUCAAGGGACCAGAUGGCUAUGGCUUCCUGCUUAGGCAUGAAAAAACAUCAACAGGAUGCAAAGUUCAUAUGGUGCGGGAGGUUGACGCAGGCAGUCCUGUAGAAGUGGCAGAUAUUAAGGAUGGGGAGAUACUGUUGGAGGUGAAUGGGGAGUCUAUUGAUCAUCUCUCUCAUGAGGAAGUUGUCAGCAAAAUCAGAGACAGUGGACAGCAAGUCAGCUUCACCACUAUGACCCCAGAAGGCCAGAGUUUCUACACCAAGCUGGGUCUGCCUCCCCUGCUGUUCUGUGACGAUCAUUCCCCUGGGAAGGAGCAGCAAGAAAAAUCAACUCCGCAAGAAGAGAGUUCAGCAGUUCUGAAGCUCUUGGCGUCCUCCGUUGAAGCCCAGGAGGAGCUGGAAGUUGAGCCUAAACCAAGACUUUGUGUGCUACAGAGAAGCCCUGUGGGAUUCGGUUUCCAUUUGGGUUUGGUCCAACAGAAACCUGGCACGUUUAUCAACCAGGUGGCACCUGGAGGCCCUGGAGAAAGUUCUGGCCUCCUGCAGGGUGAUGUUCUGGUGGAGGUGAAUGGAGAGAAUGUAGAGGAGGAGUGUUUAGAAGAUGUGAUUUUACUCAUGAAAAAAGGAGGCAGCUCUCUGUCCUUGCUAGUGAUGGACAGACCAGGUUAUGAGUGGAUGAAAAAAAAUGGAAAGCCCAUCACCACUGAAAAAGUAGCAAAGGCCUCUGAGAAGGUACAGGACCAUGAGAGCUCAUCGCCCGCACAGCAGUCAGAUGCCAGUGAGUGAUGCAAGAUCCUUCCUGAGGAUUCUGGAAAUGCAUUUGGAUGUACGGAGCAACAAUGCUGGGAAAUGUAACAUCACUGGGGUGGAUGUUUAGAUGACGGUUGAUUCCCCAAAUAAAACUUGAUACUUUUUGUCGGAACAGUGCUUAUUACUUCUUUUCUCCUUUGCUGCUCUGAUUUUACGUAGUCUUUUAAA
This is a messenger RNA of Neoarius graeffei (lesser salmon catfish), 1833 nucleotides long. It is a transcript of the gene nherf4b, whose product is annotated as NHERF family PDZ scaffold protein 4b. The record is from RefSeq and is a predicted model, not a curated record. Lineage: Eukaryota; Metazoa; Chordata; Actinopteri; Siluriformes; Ariidae. Gene Ontology annotation, biological process: protein localization to plasma membrane. The transcript is spliced from 12 exons. The coding region runs from base 88 to 1641 and encodes 517 amino acids. Gene Ontology annotation, cellular component: apical plasma membrane. Gene Ontology annotation, molecular function: signaling receptor binding; protein-membrane adaptor activity.